GAGCGCUCUCUCAUUUUCUUUUUAAGAAAAUAAUAAUUUCCAAAAAAAAAAAAAUGAAAAAAUAAAGAAUCUAUAAAUAAUAUUCUUUUGUAAGAAAUAGAACUGCUCCGCCUACCUACCGAGAGGUUGAUUACCUUUCUUUCCUUCUCUACAAAACAAAUUUGUUAUUUUCCUCCCUCUUUCUUUUUCUUUUUAUUUUUCUAUAUUGUCUCUAACCAGUAAAUAAAAUAAUACUUAUAUAAUGACAUGUUUUCCUCUGAUCUUAUCUUCUCUCAUGAAAAGAAGACGCAAGUCUCUCCAAAUUAAAUAUUGAUUUUUGUGGUAACGAUUGCAGAAUCUUUUUAUGAUAAUACCUGGUUGAUUUUGUUGAUUUUUUUUUCUUUUGGGGGAGGAGGAAGGGUUUUGUCAAGAAAUUAGGUUAAAAAUUUGAUGUCGCCAGCUGCAGUUGAGAGGGCAAUGCCGGAAUCGGCAUGUUUGAAAUCGAGCGAUGAGAGUUAUCGACGUCGGUUUGAAAAUCUUAGAGGGGUACAGUGGCGCAUAGAUCUCGGAAUUCUGCCUUCUUCUUCUUCCUCUACAAUUGAUGAUCUUCGCAAAGUCACUGCCGAUUCUCGCAGGAGAUAUGCUGGUUUGAGAAGGCGCCUUCUGGUUGAUCCAAAUAUUUCAAAGGAUGGAAGUAAUUCUCCUGAUCUUGCUAUAGACAAUCCAUUAUCUCAAAACCCAGAUAGCACCUGGGGACGUUUCUUUCGGAAUGCUGAACUGGAGAAAACAGUUGACCAGGAUUUAUCACGAUUAUAUCCCGAACAUGGGAGCUAUUUCCAGACUCCUGGUUGUCAGGGAAUGUUAAGAAGGAUUUUGCUAUUAUGGUGCCUUAGACAUCCUGAGUGUGGAUAUAGACAAGGUAUGCAUGAACUUUUGGCUCCUUUAUUAUACGUUCUUCAUGUUGAUGUUGUGCGUCUCUCUGAAGUGCGAAAACAGUAUGAAGACCAUUUCACUGACAGAUUUGAUGGCUUAUCAUUCCACGAGAGCGAUCUUAUAUACAAUUUUGAUUUCAAGAAGUAUUUGGAUUCAAUGGAAGAUGAGAUUGGUUCUCACGGUAAUGCCACCAAGCUUAGGAGUCUUGAUGAACUUGAACCUCAGAUUCAAACAAUUGUUUUGCUAAGUGAUGCUUAUGGGGCUGAAGGUGAAUUGGGAAUUGUCUUGUCAGAUAAAUUUAUGGAACAUGAUGCUUACUGUAUGUUUGAUGCUUUGAUGAAUGGGACUCCUGGUGCAGUUGCCAUGACAGACUUUUUCUCUCUAUCCGCUGCAAGUGGUUCUCAUUCUGGGUUACCUCCUGUCAUUGAAGCUUCUGCUGCAUUAUACCAUUUGCUGUCUGUUGUUGAUUCAUCUUUACAUAGCCACCUUGUUGAACUUGGUGUUGAACCCCAGUAUUUUGCACUUCGCUGGUUGCGAGUUUUAUUUGGACGGGAAUUUAUACUUAAAAACCUCUUAUUAAUAUGGGAUGAAAUAUUUGCAGCUGAUAACAAUAAAUUAGACAAAGGUUCUGAAGAUGCUGCAAGUUCUAGUUUUGGUAUUUUUAGUUCACAACGGGGAGCAUUGAUCUCAGCUGUUGCAGUUUCUAUGAUACUUCAUCUGAGAUCUUCGUUGCUUGCUACUGAGAAUGCUACUACCUGUCUUCAGAGACUAUUGAAUUUUCCAGAGAAUAUAGAUCUGAGAAAACUUAUAGAUAAAGCUAAGUCUUUGCAGACUCUUGCAUUGGAGGCUAGUAUCUCAUCCUUUUCUCCUCCUUUUGGUGGGACUUAUAACCAUUCUAAAUCAAUGGUGGUUAGAGGUCAUACUCUUUCGUCCGAUUCUAUUUCUCCAAAAACACCUCUAACCAUGGUGCCUGACAGCUAUUGGGAAGAGAAGUGGAGAGUUUUGCACAAAGCAGAAGAACAAAAGCAUAGAACAGGAAAACAAAAUUCAACUCCAAAAAAAGGAUGGUCAGAAAAAGUAAGACUGACUCUAUCUAGAACAGCAUCUGACCCAUCUCCAGCAAAAGUUGGGAAUGGUAAAAGGGUCCAGAAGCCAUCUGUCAGGCGCCGUCUACUUGAAGAUUUAUCUCGUGAACUUGGCUUUGAUGAUGAUACUGAGAAAGCAGACUGUUCUGAAGUUUCAGACCAGAAUGACAAUAUCUGUGCGGAAGUUGAAGGUGAGGAUCGAGAUGGUGUUUGUAAGGACUUUACAGGUGAAGGAAGAUGCUCAAGUGGAAACACUGGCAGUGAGGAAAAUUCAUCUUUAUUCUCAGAUCCAUCUAGUCCCCUUAGUGGUGCUGACAAUCAUGAGCAUGACUCAGAGAAAAGCAGCAUUGCAUCAAAUUCUUCCAUUGAUGAAACAGAUGAUCAUCCUAAGACUUUCCAAGAAGAUGCAACUCUUCCUAUUUCCCAUCUCCCUGAUGAUGCCCCUCUAGAUUCAGGGAGCAACAAUGAGGCGACUGGAAAAUCUGUUGUAGGUACAAAGGAGCGAAAACUUCUUUCAGGUAAGUUCCAGUGGUUUUGGAAGUUUGGGCGGAGUACUGUUGAUGAGGAGACAUCUGAAGGAGGGCGCGGAGCAGUUGAGUCUACAAAUUCUGCCAGUGAUGCUGGUAGUCAGAGCAGUACAAUAUGCACUUCUGCUGAUGGAUCUAGCAAUUUGUAUACUAGUGGAAAAGGAGAUGUUUUGGAUCAGAAUGUCAUGGGUACACUGAGGAAUCUUGGCCAUUCAAUGCUUGAACAUAUUCAGGUAAUAGAGUCUGUUUUCCAGCAAGACAGGGUUCAGAUGGGGUCACUGGAGAAUUUCUCCAAAAAUGUUAUAGUUGGUAAAGGACAAGUUACAGCUGUAACAGCCCUUAAGGAGCUUCGCAAAAUCAGCAAUCUUUUAUCUGAAAUGUGAGUUGAGCUUAUAUACCUGUAUAUACUUUUUUGUUUGUGAUUAUUAGUAUUCUUUUAGUGCAAAUUAAAGUAAGUUUCUUAUCUCUCCUGUUCUUCUGGAGAGUCGUAAUAUUCAGCCAGAGAUACAUGUAAAUAUGAGUGUCGAUAGCUUAUUAUAACUGAAUCCCUUGUGAUGCCAUAAUUUGAGCGUUUCGCUCUGCUUUAGUGUAUUUGUAUUGAACUGAAGUAAUCAAUAUAAAUAAUUUUUGUUUUCUGUUA
Ricinus communis (castor bean) is the source of this 3164-nucleotide messenger RNA. RefSeq lists its product as uncharacterized. Gene Ontology annotation, molecular function: GTPase activator activity. Lineage: Eukaryota; Viridiplantae; Streptophyta; Magnoliopsida; Malpighiales; Euphorbiaceae. The coding region runs from base 430 to 2907 and encodes 825 amino acids. The record is from RefSeq and is a predicted model, not a curated record. The transcript has 5 exons. Gene Ontology annotation, biological process: activation of GTPase activity.